Penicilliopsis zonata CBS 506.65 is the source of this 1225-nucleotide messenger RNA. RefSeq lists its product as hypothetical. The record is from RefSeq and is a predicted model, not a curated record. The transcript is spliced from 2 exons. The coding region runs from base 303 to 1079 and encodes 258 amino acids. NCBI's taxonomy places the organism in Eukaryota, Fungi, Ascomycota, Eurotiomycetes, Eurotiales, Aspergillaceae.
AUUCCUUCGGUUCGAGCAUUCCUUCCAAUCCAUCUUCGACUCACCUGGCAGUGCCACUGGGUGUUUUCUUGUUCGAACGAUCGAAAGCGAACAUUCCGUCUCGCUCUUCCAUUCCUUCUUUGACCCCAUCCGCGACCGUCAACCACGCAUUCCUCGCUCCGCAAAAAAAGCGACUGGAUCUUUUUUUCGCACGCGGAGUUUUUAAAAAAGAAAAAGAUAUAAAAAUAGAUUACUUGAACGCAACACAACAACAACAACAACAACAACAACCUCAGAUCAAUACUUUUGCUUCGACUCCCACCAUGUCCACUUUAACCCGAGCGUUCACCAAGCGCAGCAAGCGUCCCGAAGUGUCGGCGCCGAUGCCAUAUCGUGAAGGCCAGAUUAAGUUUUCCUCCGGCACGAUCAAGCGUGGCAAGAUCUCCGGUCCGGUUCAACUGCUGUCGACCACCAACAUGCUCGUCUACAAUGCCCCAGACCUGCAACCCAUGUCCGCCUCCUCCUCCUCGUCCCUGCAGUCGUCCCAUGACGGAUCGGAGGAUUCGGCCUCGCCGAGCAGCCUCGUCUCGCCCGCCACCACUCCGGACACAUGGUCGAACGAAGCCUCGCCCGUCUCUCCCAACCACCUCUCCGGUUACUUUCCUAAACGCUCGGCGACCAUCACCAGCCACCCACGCUCCUCGUCCUCGUCCACCGACUCGGCACCGCUGGUCCCCAAGCGUGCGUUGUCGCACACCAAGCGAUCGCACCAGGAGCUGGCGCGCCAGCGCUCCAUCUCCCGCACGUCGCCCCCCGCGCUUAACUCGCUCCGCAGCAGCCCGUCGAUGCGGAUGCCCCCCAAUGACGCUGCCUCUGCCGCCGCCAUCCAACCCCACCCGUUUGGCAAGGAGCUGGAGCAGGUGAACGAGGUUGCUGAAGAGUUUGGUGGCGGCAGACAUGUCCUCGACGAGGAAGAACGCAUCCUCCAGCACAAGGGCCUGAUGAAAUUCACCGCGAACGACUACCUGGUCGAGAUCCAAGACCUGUACAGCAGCAUCUUCGACGACCAGCUCGGCCCGAUAUCCACACCGUGGGUUUAGUGCGAUGUUUUUCUCUUUGCAAGUGUCUUCUUAUUGCUCUCAAUCCUUUUGGGGGGGGAACUGGUUUUCCCUCCCCACUGAGCCCCUUUUAUUACUAUUACGACCGACUACCAUUCUCUCUUUACGACCGAUAUUCCUAAUUUCUA